This is a messenger RNA of Racocetra persica, 613 nucleotides long. The record is from the annotation of a GenBank genome assembly. Lineage: Eukaryota; Fungi; Glomeromycota; Glomeromycetes; Diversisporales; Gigasporaceae.
UUCGAACGAUUUCAAACCUAAGGAUGUCCAACGGGAUCAACAGUUACGGGACCAAUUCCCUUCUGGUCCUUGCACUGCUAAUGCAGUCUCAUUGCGCUAUUCCAAGUCACUUAACAACAGAAAGACUGACAAUAAAAAAAGCGAAAAUGCUUUCAUAACCACAGAAUUUAAUAAACCUUUUGAUUCUUGGCAAGUUAAUAAUUAUCAAAUUCAAAAUUUCACGGAAAGUCCUGUUGGUGACAAUGAUAUCAAUAUCUUCCCUAGGAUCGCUGCAUCUACCUUAUUUGCUAUACCAACAGAAACAGAAACCACAAAAACUACACCGACAGUUGCUUUAGAUUGUUGUGACACAGGUGGACCUGGUAUCAUAAAUAAAUUACCAGGUGCUUUUUAUAGUAUAAGUUAUGAUGCAGUAAGUUUAGAAGAUUGCUGCAGAAAAUGUUCUGCUGAUUCCGCUUGUAUUGGAUGGGGAUAUAACAUUAAAACUAAAACAUGCUUUGCCGAAUCAAUAAAUGAUCCAGACGCAGAGGAAUUUUGUAAAUAUUCUGCAGAUCACUAUGCAAAUUUUGUUGGGGGAAGACCUGGGUGUGGUGGUUGUAGAGCCAAGAUUUAA